This is a messenger RNA of Aspergillus fijiensis CBS 313.89, 1884 nucleotides long. Its product is annotated as DUF1996 domain-containing protein. The transcript is spliced from 4 exons. Bases 187 to 1884 code for a protein of 565 amino acids. Lineage: Eukaryota; Fungi; Ascomycota; Eurotiomycetes; Eurotiales; Aspergillaceae. The record is from RefSeq and is a predicted model, not a curated record.
GACUGCACGACCACGGAACAACCUCAACGACACCCAUACUAACAACGAUCAAUUAGCCUCUGCCAUUGAUGGGCGCGACGUCCGAUCCUUAGCUCCCGGUGACGCACUCAGUCAACACCAUUCUCCUCUUACCUCAACCCACGCUUUCGUGCUUUCGACCCACCACUUACACUGAAUAACCAGCGGAUGAUGCACCAAAAGAUGAAACUCGAUGUUGCUAUAGUGACUUAUUUGGCAAUAUUCACCGAUGUUGCGAACGCUUUCUGGCGUCUGCCUUGUCGCGGACGAAGCGGUGUGGCUCGGAUUGAUCCCAUAAUGGCACCAGGGAUCCCAUCGGAUCAUGUACACGCGGUUCAUGGAUCGGGCGGAUUCUCGAUGUCCGCCAACGAGGCAAGUCUGAAGCAGUCGGGCUGUACGUCUUGCGCAGUGACCGAAGACAAGUCAGCGUACUGGACGCCCGCGUUGUAUUUCGUGCAUCAAAAUGGCGAUGCUGAGCUUGUCAACGAAGUCGGCGGAAUGCUUGCCUAUUACCUUCUCAACGGCGAAAAUGUGAUGGCGUUCCCUGAAAACUUCCGCAUGAUGGCAGGAGAUACAUACCUGCGCGACUUCCCCUGGCCGAUACCGGAUCCCCCGCAGUCAGAGUGGUCUGGAAAUGAUCUAAAACAGGAGGCUCUUCGCCAGAAAGCUGUCGGAUUCAACUGUCUGAAUUACCAAAAGGACCCCGAACCCUCUCUGGGUCGUCAUUUCUUGCCAAACAAGACAUAUUUGGAUGAGCACUGCACUGAGGGCGUUCGGUUUGAAUUGAUGUUUCCAUCCUGCUGGAAUGGGAAGGAUAUCGACACACCGGAUCACAAGUCUCACCUGGCCUAUCCGUCUCUGGUGAUGGACGGGGAAUGCCCAAAGGGUUUCGAGCAUCGUCUUGUUUCACUCUUCUAUGAAAGUAUCUGGGAUACAUACGCGUUCAAAAGCAAAAAAGGCAAUUUUGUGCUCGCAAAUGGAGACCCCACGGGAUACGGCUACCACGGUGAUUUCAUGUAUGGCUGGGACUCACAGGUGCUCCAGCAGGCAGUGAAUACAUGCACAAACAUGUCUGGAGAAGUGACGGACUGCCCCGUUUUUACGCUUCAGAGUGACCAGAAACAGGAUGAGUGCCGCUUCUCCGUUCCGGAUGCUCUGAAGAGUGAAGACGUGAACUACCACAAAGGUGGUCUCCCGAACAACGUCGCCAUCCAAAGCGGACCUGCCUAUGCUAGCCCAGUCAGAUACACCACCACCACUACCACCGGCGCUGGUGGCCACGGGAGACCAACGCCCGUCUACUUGGAUGAUCUGCCCACCGUCGGAAUUGGUAUUGAUCUUGGGUUUUUGUCGGCCGGUCUGCAUGUGGCACUGCCUACACUAACUACUUCGUCCACGACCACGACGGCGAAGGCCUGGGAGCCGACUGCUCCCCCGGUUGCAGAGGGUCCUCCUGCCCGUCCGAUCACCUCCUCGAAAACCAGCGCACACACGACUUUUGCUGCACCGUUCACCGCGGCUACUUCAUGUAACUAUCAGGCCGUCACUCUCGGCUUCGUCGUCGGCAUUGUCUGUGCUUUCGACUAUGGCGACGAAGUCUCCGGUCCUGCUUGCAUCCGUUCCGGCUUCGUCGUCGACGGUGUUGGCCAAACCGGUAGUUGCGCCUCCCGCAGCCUCGACUGGUCUAACGCCAACAACUCCUCAACCUUCACUUGCUGUGUCUUCAAUGUUGACCUCGUCAUCUAUCGACGCAACAUCUUCCUCGAUUCCCUCGGCUCCAUCACACUUGUUCGCGGUGUCAUCUCCGGCUCUGGCCUCUCCAUCCGCCGCCGUCCAGUCUUCGGUCUUGAUUCCUCCGGCAUCUAA